AUGGACUGGGGUGUAACAUUACACCAACAUGGGCCGUACCAGGGUUUGCCUGAGUACGAGCCACAGUUGCUGGCAGCCAGGGAUGGCCAAAGGGUGUCACUUGUAGCGACUGUUGAGGUCCGUGACACACAGUCAGGCAACGGACAUCUGUGCAGAGGCAUUCUGACAGGUCAGCGAUUCCGCUUGGUUGCUGAAGUUCCCCUAGGAGUUCACAAGGUGACAGUGCUGGGUGGGCAGGUGAUGCAUCUCAGAGGCCCGAUGGUUAAGGUGGAUGACCUAGCCAGGAUCCUUCAUCACCGGGAAAAGGAGAUUGGGAACAUCUUUGAACUGAUCGAAACAUGCUCAGGACUUGGAGCCCUAGGCCUUGGGGCACAGCAAGCCGGAUGGACCACCAAGGUACAUAACGAGCUGAUGAAGUCUUUCAGUGACCAUUUGCAGAAGUUUGGACAGGUGCCCACCAUCCAUGGAGACAUCUGCAAGCUCCGUACAGUGGCUGCAAUUCAUGACAAGGCGCCCACUGCUGCAAGUAUGGCCUUUGGGUUCUCUUGUCAGCCCUUCUCACGCCUGGGCGACAAGAGAGAGGGGUUGGAUCAGCGGUCACAAUCGCUGCCUUUUGGGCUGUACGCUGCCUUCUUACUCCAAGUGGACCUGGUGGUCACAGAAUGUGUCCCUGAAGCAUCGCAGUCGCCUUUCGUGUUGAACUGCAUGCAGCACUACAUGCAAAUGACCAACAGCGAUCGAAGUGAAACAUUGCUGGAGCUUGCUGAUGUAUGGCCGUCCAGGCGAAGGAGGUGGUGGUCAGUCAUCCUCAAAAGUUUCAUGGGCAAAGUCAGGAUCCCGCCUUUCCCAAAACUUGCAGCAACGCCGACCAUUGCCAGCCUCAUCCCGGGCCUUUUGCCCAUGACCGAUCAAGAGAUCCAGGAACUUACAUUAUCCUCUGAGGAGCGCAUGAUGUUCGAGAGGUAUGGAAAAGGCCUGGGUGGACAUAUGGUCAACAUGACAGAGCCGUUGGCUACUGCGUUGCACAGCUGGGCCAAUCAAUGUGUGGAUUGUGCAUGUGGUUGCCGAGGUCCACUCUCAUGCAACAGACUGCAAGCGCAAGGGCUCUUUGAAGUUUUAGCACAUGAACCCAAAGAGAUGCAGGACCUGACACCCAGUCAGGACGAUGAUCUAGCCAGGUCCAUUGCUGACAUCGAGAAGAAGGUCCAGUCAGGACGCAAAGACCUAGAAGAAAAGAAAAGCGGAGUGACCCAAAAACAGCCAGCGAGCGGGCCGCAAGAACCCGACAAGAAGGACAUCAAACAGCCAGCGAGCGGGACGCCAGAACCCGACAAGACAGUGGUGAAACAGCCAGCGGGAGGGACGCAAGGACCCUCACAAGGGCUAGGCCCACACCUGUUGGGUCCAGCCGAGCCGAACGUCCCAAGCCAGUCGGUCUGUGUCCGGUCCUCUGUACAGCCUGAAUCCCAAGACGUCGGUGUCCCAAGCAAUGCACAGCCAACUCAGGUUUCGCACCCUCAUCAUCCCAUUGCAUUUGCCACGGGGGUAGGACCAAGUGUAGUGCCAGGAAGUCUCGGGGAAGGAGGUCACAUUGCUGGUCUCCCAACAAACGCCACACAGACUCAUGAUGAUGCAAGUGUAGAUCGAGCACACAAUGCCCGAGGUGCCACCAUGCAUCCAACGCCCCAACAGGUGCCAGAAGCUCACAGCCAGGCACAAGCAAAGUUGUGGGACCAGUCCACAGGUGCAAUUCAGGCCUUUGCUACUGCUCUUGCACCACCAUGUCCUGCUGCAAAGAAACCAGUAUCUCCGAUCCAACUUCCGCCUGAGGUCUGUUUUCCAGUAUCGGAUGUGCUGCAACCGGGACUGUUUGUCUAUGACGUUGACAACCAUCAGAUCUGUAAGCAUCAGCAUGCUUCGACGGCCACUGUUCAAGAUUGGAUCCAUGGUCUUCAUGAGUUAGGCAUCCAAUAUGCAUGCAUGUCAGAUCUCAUGGGACAACCGCUGAACCUGGAAUCUCAAUUGUCAGAAUUAAAGUGGAUCAUUGUCAGUAACCAGGCACUGCCGGCACAAGACAGACUGCUGCACGAUCGAGCUCAUGUCAUCACUGCGCUCCCACGGCAUGAAUCCAUUCUAUUGCAAGGAGGGGCAGUAGCAAGUGAUGAAAUGAUGUACUACAUGAGUGCUGUUGACUCAGUAGGUGUAGCUAAGUCUUGGCAGCCGUUGAUCAUCCACACAUUGACAGACUUGCACACUGAGGCCAUCGAGUGGCUGGGUGAUCUUGCCAGCUAUUCCUCCCAUCAUGAGUGCGGUAUGCAAACAGUGGCCACUGAGUGGUGGGCUGAGGUACCAAUUGAAGCAGUCGCCACAAUGUUGUGGGUGAAUCACCAUUGGAUUCCCAUUUGGUUGGUCCCUGGCACGAGCACGUAUGCUGUCACCACGACGGAGGAAGGAGCUGCCAUGUGGAAAUUGUUAUUCCCAACGUGGGAAGGUGCCAUCCAUGUGAGUCCAGCACUGCCAUCAGUUUUCCCAGAAGAUUGCGGUUUCCAGGCAUUUGCAUGGUUGAUCAGUCAAUGCACAUACACCCAAGGGUCAUCAUUGACACCAAGCGAAGCAGCAGGAUGGAGGCAAUUGUACUGGCAACAGGUCCUCAUCAAGCCGCCCAAACAUCUUGCACUGCAGUUGGGAGGACAUUCAGAACUUGAGACGGCACUGCAAGCACUGCUCCGUGAACAUGGAGUGUUUCCGGAUCGAGUUCAGGACAGAGCUACUCAGGUCUUGAGAUCAUUGUCUUCCAGCGCAGUGGCAGGGGCUUUCAAAUCGGCCAGACCUUGGCAACAUUUGAAGCAGCUUGCAUCAAAUCACACUCCAAUGCUGAGGUUGGUAUUGGAAGAUGAGCUCCAGUCCACCAUCAAGGCACGCACCAGGCAAAAAGGUUCGGUCAAAGCCAAAGGAGCCUCCAAGGGACGUCCAGUGCCCCCAGCGCACUUGCAUCCGCAAGACAUUAGCAUCCCACAUGGCAUUUUCAGGUUGGAAACAGGUGAACUGUUGCCACAACUGUCGGUAAAGCAAAUUGGCCAGAAUGCUAAAGGGGUAGUCGCGUUCACUGAAGAAGAGGUGCAGCCAUACCUCAAGCAUGCAGGCGGGGUAGGCCAAGGGUUGGGCUACUUGGUCCUAUCCCCGUAUUCAGAAGAGAUCGUAGCCUCAGGGGAGGUCCACCGUUUUCCAGUUCAGAGCAAAAUCACAGGUGAGCCAGUCUUAAUCUCGGCAGUUCUGCUUCAGCAAGGACAGACAAAGGUAGUGCGCAAUGUUCCUCAGCAGGCACCAGCGAUCGACCAGAUCGCCACACAAACAAUUAAGAUGCUGGUGUACAGGGACCAAACCACUGACUGGGACGAGGUUAUCAGACAGCCGGUCAAGUAUAUCAUCAGCAAGAUUGAGGAGCUUCAGCACUGCAGAGACCCGAACUGCCAGUGCCACAGGUGGCACCCGACGGAGCUGUCAGACACUCCGAUACUAGAUCUGUGGCAGAGGGAUUAUUUGACAGUUCACUUCCAAAAGUCCAAGCCAGCAGAAUCCCAGUUGUUUGCGGUAGCCAUGCGAGUGCCCGUCCAGGUGUUCCAAGCAUUGUUUCGCAGGUCAGGCCAAGAUGGGAUCUACACUGAGCCACGCACAGAGGAUGGGCGAGGACAAGACCCGGCCUUCCAUACAAUUUGGAUUCCGCGCAAGCCUUUCAGUGAAGUCGCAGCCCUGCAGUCUAUGCAAGACACAUCAGUCUCCCUGGUCAGAGUUGGUGCCCGCUACGGUUUCAAAGUCCCAGAGGCAGAAGCUGCGGCCGUUCAUGAGAGGGUCAACCCAGGGGAUCCGUACAUUGCUGGGCCACAUCGAACGGUCUAUCAUGUGGGACCGUUCCCAUGGGGGACCACGAAGAAAGCAAUUCAGCAGCUUUUCACACAAUGGGGAUGGGUGGCCAAAGCAAUUCACUCGGCAGCCAAGGCCAAAGACUCCAGCGGACUGAUGUGGUUGGUGCAUGCUUCGGCACCCCCAGGACAUCUGGUAUAUCAACUCCAACAUGGAGAUGUCAUCAUCCAUCAGAAGCCUCCAAGCAACAAAGAGGUAUGGAGACCACCCCAGGCUCAGGCAUCCUCCAAGGAGAUCCGCGCACAUGCCCAGGAUGAUGUUUUCAUAAAUGACCCGUGGGCUGCAUCCGCAAAGCAACUGACGCGCUCGAGUGAAGCUGCCUCCACAAGCUGGACUUCCCUCGAAGCCACCAUUGAUCAGAAAAUCGCCCAGAAGCUCGAGCAUCAAAGCAUUGACAGGGAUGAAAGCAUGCAGCCGACCAUGGAGCCACGUUUGCAGGCGUUGGAACAACAAGUGGCCCAGCUCCAACAGAGGUCAGUCCAGUUGGAUGGAAAGGUCGACUUCCUUCAUCAACAGGUCGAGCGCCAGACCAAACAGUUCGAAUCAUCCCUUGAUUCCAAACUGUCUGAACAAAUGCAUCGCAUAGAGAUGCUCAUGACCAAGCGGCCGCGUUCUCAGGAAUGA
Molecule: messenger RNA, 4545 nt
Organism: Cladocopium goreaui
Lineage: Eukaryota; Dinophyceae; Suessiales; Symbiodiniaceae
Source: the annotation of a GenBank genome assembly